AUGUUUAAAGGAAUAAGUCCAAUAGUUAGAUCAUUUGCUACCUCAACUAGGUUAUCACAAUCAUCAUGUAAAGCAGGAACUGUGUUGAAUUUAAAAAUCAGAAAAUCCGGAAAUGAACCUGUUGCAUUAGAAGAUUCUGAAUAUCCUGAAUGGUUAUGGGAUAUGUUAAAUAAAGAUAAAAAAGAACAAGAUUUGAAAACUGGUGAUAUAAUGAAAUGGAGAAAGAAACAAUUGAAUAAAUCUAAUACUGCCAAGAUCAAAAAUAAUAAUUUCUUAUCACAAAUGUAG
Yamadazyma jaroonii is the source of this 288-nucleotide messenger RNA. The record is from the annotation of a GenBank genome assembly. NCBI's taxonomy places the organism in Eukaryota, Fungi, Ascomycota, Pichiomycetes, Serinales, Debaryomycetaceae.